Parnassius apollo (apollo) is the source of this 1680-nucleotide messenger RNA. The record is from the annotation of a GenBank genome assembly. NCBI's taxonomy places the organism in Eukaryota, Metazoa, Arthropoda, Insecta, Lepidoptera, Papilionidae.
AUGCGGUCUUUCUUUGCAUCCUACCCUUGGGGGCGGGUUUGCUUCUCGCCGGAUGAUCCCAAAGUUGUUGCGGAUUCUGUUGCUGAUGUGUUACUACAGGGUAUAGAACUUUUUAUUCCUUCCUCUGUGGUGCCCAUUGGAGGCAAGUCUCAGCCAUGGUUUGGUCGCUCCUGUAAAAUAGCAUCAUGCUAUAAGCAGGAGUGCUACCAAGCCUGGGCUGAUGCAUCAGCGUCCCGGGAUGUAAACACCAGCGCUCUAAAAAAGAAGUAUAAUUCCGCCUCUAGGUCCUUCAAAAGAGUCAUUGCCAAGGCAAAGUCAGAGCACAUAGGCAGAAUUGGCGAGAAACUAGUUCGCCUUCCUUCUGGAACCCGUGCAUUCUGGUCUCUCGCCAAGGCUGUCCAGGGGAAUUUCUGUCAGCCAUCUCUUCCAUCUCUGCACAGGGAGGACGACUCACUGGCCCAUACCGCAAAGGAGAAAGCCGAUCUUCUAGGCUCUUUCUUUGCGUCUAACUCGACUCUCGAUGACGGGGGGAGUACGCCGCCGACCAUCCCGCGGUGUGAGUGCUCCAUGCCGGAAGUGCACUUCACACAGCGCUCGGUUCGCAAAACACUCCUCUCCCUGGACAUCCACAAGUCGAGUGGGCCUGACGGAAUCACCCCAAUUGUGCUGAGGACGUGUGCUCCAGAGUUGGCACCGGUUUUAACGCGUCUUUUCCGGUACUCCUACUCCCUAGGCGUAGUCCCAAAAUCAUGGAAGACGGCUUACGUCCACCCGAUCCCUAAAAAUGGCGACCGCUCUGACCCGUCCAACUACCGGCCAAUCGCCAUUACCUCAUUGUUCUCCAAAACAAUGGAGUCCAUUGUAAACUGCCAGUUCAUGAGGUACCUUGAAGAUCACGAGCUGAUUAGUGACCGCCAAUACGGUUUUUGCCGUGGUCGGUCAGCUGGUGAUCUUCUGGUCUACCUAACUCACAGAUGGGCGGAGGCAGUAGAGUUCAAGGGGGAGGCAUUGGCCGUUAGUUUGGACAUUGCGAAGGCCUUCGAUCGGGUUUGGCACAAAGCGCUUCUUUCGAAGCUCCCUUCCUAUGGGCUUCCCGAGAAAUUGUGCGAUUGGAUCACCAGCUUUCUUGCAGAUUGGAGCAUCAAGGUCGUUGUAGACGGUGCAAGCUCCGAUUGCAAGCCUAUUAAUGCUGGUGUUUUACAGGGCUGUGUGCUAUCGCCAACGCUGUUUCUUCUGCAUAUCAAUGACAUGUUGCAUACCCGUAACAUUCAUUGCUAUGCAGAUGACAGCACUGGUGAUGCUCUUUACACCGGCCGAGCCAAUAUUUCUCGAGAAAACGUCUCCGAGUGCCGGGACAAACUUGUGUCUGAAGUCGAGUCUCUGCUGGACAGUGUCUCGGAUUGGGGGCGACUAAAUCUAGUCCAGUUUAACCCCCAGAAGACACAAGUUUGCGCGUUAACCGCUAAAAAGAACCCCUUUGUCGUAUCCCCUCAGUUUCAAGGCACUCCCCUUGUUGCCUCAGCCAGUAUCGGAAUCCUCGGCGUCGACAUAUCGAGUGACGUGCAGUUUCCUGGUCACUUGGAAGGGAAGGCCAAAUUGGCCUCUAAAAAGCUUGGCGUGCUCAGCAGAACGGGACAGUAUUUCAUGCCGGCACACCGCCUGCAACUUUACAAGGCGUAG